Messenger RNA from Poecilia reticulata (guppy), 1444 nucleotides. Lineage: Eukaryota; Metazoa; Chordata; Actinopteri; Cyprinodontiformes; Poeciliidae. The record is from RefSeq and is a predicted model, not a curated record.
GUUGAAAAUAGAAGUGACGCCACAGUUUUUUCUAAGGUUCCAAAUACUGAAUUUAUUUAAUCAKAGAAGCGGGAAGAUUGAUAAAAACGGUGGAUAAAAGGAAAUGAAAACAAAAGACACGUAACCAGGAGACCCGCAGACCGGAAAGAUGUUCUGUUUCGGUGUUAAAUCCGGGAGGUCGUCCGUGUCUUUACACAAGAUCUUCUUUGUUUCCUUGUUACACAUGAAAGCUCAUCACGUCAGUCUCUGUCCUCUACAUUUAUGGAGACGUUGUCUCCAUAGUGGGAUCAUUCGCUCUUUGCCUGCCGGACCAGAAUCCUCUCCUCCUCCUGCAGUGACGGGCCUGGCUGACAGCGCCUCCUUAGAUCAGAGCCAGGACUCCUCUUCCACUUGGUCCCCUGAGCAAGGACCCCCACCUGCUCCCACCCACUGCUGCAUGAGUGGUUGCCAYAACUGCGUUUGGAUCGAACAUGCGGAGCAGCUCCUAGCAUAUUAUCAUGAUGGAGGAGACAGAGCGCUUGCUGCCAUAGAGGAAAAUGUUCUUGAUGAGAAUCUCAAGGCAUAUCUUAAGAUGGAGAUCAAACUGCUGAAAAAGACGUGAUGCUUUCCAUGGACUCCCACCUACCUCAUGUGGUCAGAUUUUYAGUCAGUUUAYGGGCUUUAUGUAAGCUCAAUGAGUGACUUGUGUUUGGUUUUGUUUUUUUGUUUUUUUUUCCUGCAAGCAGCCACAGAGUUUUGACAAGAAAAUGUUGAAGCGUCCUUUUGACAUUUCGUUGAUAGAUGAAGUCGCAUUGUGCCUCUUUUAGUCUCCUGUAGCUUUAAUUCACAAACGCCUUUUUUUUUUUUUUUUGAAAAUCGUCUUUGUUUAAUUUUGUUGUAAUUGAAUUAUAUUCUAUUAUAAUAAGUUUUUCAUAGAUUUUUUUUAAAAAUAAAGUUUGUUCUAUUUAUUUAUUUUAACUUAAAGGUUCCUGCUUUUUUUCUCCCUUCUGGGCACAGAGAAAUAGUCCAAAUAGCCAAACAAACCUAUCAGUUACAACUAAAAAAAGAGUAAAAAGGCUGUAGGAAUGAGCUGCUGUUGUCUCCAAGUGUCGAUUCAAAAUCGGUUUUAAAYUUUGCUACUUAUACCACAAAUCUUCCUCCAAAAAUAAGUUGUGCAAGUGAACAGGUAGGGUUUUUUCGCGUGAGCUGUGUGUGUCAAGAAAUAUGUCGUGAUGGUGUUUGAGAUAAUGGCUGAGGAAAUGGCACACUUUCUAACCUCAAAACAGGAAAUUGCACUGCAUGCUCAUGGUCAUYCAUAGCUUUACUUGGUAGAAGUGGUUGCGAAACGCUCUUCUACAGCUUUGAGUUUUCUUCUCAAAGCUGCUUACCCACUAUUUCCUAUCUUGCUAUGUAUGCUGAUUUAACACAUAAAACAUUUAUUAAAYGUGUCUAAACAUGAGAUCCA